AUGCAGCUCGAUCUCGGCUUUCAAGUUGUAAGGAAGGAAGGAGAAGCUGUUGCCUUUGAGUUCGAGGAAUCGUCGCCGUCGUCGGCCUCCCCCUCCUCGUCUUCGUGCUCAUUUCCGACGGUAGUAUCGACGGGAGGCUCCACGUCGGCCUCCCGCGCUCUGGGCCCGUCGCCGAAGCGGAAGGCCGGGCGGAAGAAGUUCCGGGAGACGCGACACCCGGUGUACCACGGCGUGCGGGAGCGCAACGGCGGUCGGUGGGUGUGCGAGGUGCGGGAGCCCCGGAAGAAGAGCCGCAUCUGGCUGGGGACGUUCCGGGAGCCGGAGAUGGCCGCGCUGGCGCACGACGUGGCCGCCAUCGCGCUCCGCGGCGGGUCGGCCCAGCUCAACUUCCCGGACCUCGCAAGGGCACUGCCCCGCGCGCGAUCGACGGCGCCCGAUGACGUCCGCCGCGCCGCGGCCAAGGCGGCCGAGAUGUUACGACCUUUAAUGUCGUCGCCCGCGCCGCUGCCCGCCGUGUCGGAUGCAGGAGAAAGCCAGGGACGUGAGGAGAGGGAGGAGAAUACAGCGACCGAGGACGCUGCUGCACCUCCGGCGGCAGUGUUCGUGGACGAGGAGGAGCUGUUCAACAUGCCGGGGUUGAUGGAGGACAUGGCGAGGGGGUUGCUGCUGACGCCCCCAGCGUUGCAGUGGCGAGGGUUCGAUUGGGAUAUUGCGGUGGAGGAGGAGCAAGAAAUAGGCUUGUGGCCACUGUGGAAUCACGAAUGAGAAACAUUUCUUGCAAGAAAAAGAUUAUAUAUAUAUAUAUAUAUAUAUAAUCUAAAAUCUCAACAAUUUGUCACUUGAAACAUUUUGCUCAUUGAUUACCAUUAAUUUUCUCG
This is a messenger RNA of Musa acuminata AAA Group (dessert banana), 878 nucleotides long. Its product is annotated as dehydration-responsive element-binding protein 1F-like. The coding region runs from base 1 to 765 and encodes 254 amino acids. The transcript has a single exon. Gene Ontology annotation, molecular function: DNA binding; DNA-binding transcription factor activity. Gene Ontology annotation, biological process: regulation of DNA-templated transcription. NCBI's taxonomy places the organism in Eukaryota, Viridiplantae, Streptophyta, Magnoliopsida, Zingiberales, Musaceae. The record is from RefSeq and is a predicted model, not a curated record.